Molecule: messenger RNA, 1353 nt
Organism: Peniophora sp. CBMAI 1063
Lineage: Eukaryota; Fungi; Basidiomycota; Agaricomycetes; Russulales; Peniophoraceae
Source: the annotation of a GenBank genome assembly
AUGAGCCAUACACGCACAGAGUCGGACAACAAGGUCAUACUACUACGACCGCGCCCUCUCACGAAGGAGCCUGCUUGUCUGGCGCUCGUUCGCCUUUUGCCCGAGCGACCACCUCCUAUCCAUCUUCCAUUCGAACUGUGGACCCGUAUCCUAUUCCAUGUUUUGGGUCAAGGCAAUGAUUGGCUGGAGCGUCUACCUGUGGCGGAACGAAGGAAGCAAGUCUGUAGGCGCUGGCAUCUUCUAAGCGUCUGCAAGUCAUGGGCGGAAAUCGCAAAGCCUUUGCUCUACCAACAUCUGCAUGUCUUCACCUUGUCGUCACUCGACAAGCUCGUCACUCUGCUGCACAACGCGGACCAGAAAUGGGACUCCAUUCGCCGCAUCCCGCACGCGACCCCGAAUCGCUGGGUCCGCUCAUUGGACGUCUCAGAAGUCAGGUCCAGCAUACCAGCCGCCGCCAUGGCCAUCGAUCUCCUACUCGCGAAGAUGUUCCCUCUAGUCCCGUACCUCGAAAGGCUAUCGUUGUGCCCCGACUACGCUCUCAGUCGCAGCGCACUCGCAAGCCUUAGUGAUAAGGAGGGGCUUCAGCGACUGAAGUCUCUCAUGGGUUUCAAGGUCGUACAUGGAGACGGGGACUGGGGAGCGAGUGCCAGCACUCUAGAUCCCACUUUGACUAUUCUGCAGCGGUGUAGUGGGCUGGAGCAGCUCGAGAUUGUCAACGAUGGCGGGCCACCUAACGAAGAGACCGCCUUACUGGAUCUGGAAGACCUUGAGGUCUUUCCGGACCUACCAUCCCUAAGCCUUCCAAGACUCACUUCCUUGUACCUCCAAACACCCUCACCAACUCCCAUCAUGGCGGCCCUGCUGCGCGCCGAAGUCCCUGCAUUACGCCAACUCAUGAUCACGCCCUACAGCGAUUCACCGUGCCCUGUUACCGCCCUCAUACUAUCAAGGCACGGCGCCAAUCUCAGCAACCUAAACCUACAACCUCCAAAGCACUGGGGCACCAUUGUGGAUGCUCAGCCCUCCACCAUUCUAAUCACAUCUCCCCGUCUACGCCAACUGUCACUCGAAUACCCACUUCCGAUACUGGCGUCGCCAACCGGCAUACUUCACCCGCUACAUACGCUCACAAUACCGCGACCGAACGCGCGCUUUCUACAUGCUCUAGAGGUUCUGUUGGCCCACCUACCAGCGCUCCGUAUCGUGCGAGUGCGUGGUGUUCGCUGGCUGCGCUCCGGCGUCUCGAGCAAGGCGCUUGAGGCUGGUGUCCAAGGGGAGAUGCGAUUGUGGCGACGGCGCCUUGCCCGCAAGAAUAUACGUCUGGUCGAUGCUGAUGGCAAGGACCCUCUCUAA